UUUAUUACUAUAGAAUAAUAUUUAUAAAAAUCAAGUCAAAAUGGACGGUGAAGAAGUUGCUGCUUUAGUUAUUGAUAACGGUUCCGGUAUGUGUAAGGCCGGUUUCGCCGGUGAUGAUGCUCCAAGAGCUGUCUUCCCAUCUAUCGUUGGUAGACCAAGACAUCAAGGUAUCAUGGUCGGUAUGGGUCAAAAGGAUUCUUACGUCGGUGAUGAAGCUCAAUCCAAGAGAGGUAUUUUAACUUUGAGAUACCCAAUUGAACACGGUAUCGUUUCCAACUGGGAUGAUAUGGAAAAGAUCUGGCACCACACCUUCUACAAUGAAUUAAGAGUUGCCCCAGAAGAACACCCAGUUUUAUUGACUGAAGCUCCAAUGAAUCCUAAAUCUAACAGAGAAAAGAUGACUCAAAUUAUGUUUGAAACUUUCAACGUUCCAGCUUUCUACGUUUCUAUCCAAGCUGUUUUGUCAUUAUACUCUUCUGGUAGAACCACCGGUAUUGUUUUAGAUUCUGGUGAUGGUGUUACCCACGUUGUCCCAAUUUACGCCGGUUUCUCCUUACCACACGGUAUCUUGAGAAUUGACUUGGCUGGUAGAGAUUUGACUGACUACUUGAUGAAGAUCUUAUCUGAACGUGGUUACACUUUCUCCACUACUGCUGAAAGAGAAAUCGUCAGAGAUAUCAAGGAAAAAUUAUGUUACGUUGCUUUAGACUUCGAACAAGAAAUGCAAACUUCUUCUCAAUCUUCUGCUAUUGAAAAGUCUUAUGAAUUACCAGAUGGUCAAGUUAUUACUAUUGGUAAUGAAAGAUUCAGAGCUCCAGAAGCUUUGUUCCGUCCAGCUGAUUUAGGUUUGGAAGCUGCUGGUAUUGACCAAACCACCUUCAACUCUAUCAUGAAGUGUGAUGUUGAUGUCAGAAAGGAAUUAUACGGUAACAUUGUUAUGUCUGGUGGUACUACUAUGUUCCCAGGUAUUGCUGAACGUAUGCAAAAGGAAAUUACUGCUUUGGCUCCAUCUUCUAUGAAGGUUAAGAUUAUUGCUCCACCAGAAAGAAAGUACUCUGUCUGGAUCGGUGGUUCUAUCUUGGCUUCUUUAUCUACUUUCCAACAAAUGUGGAUCUCAAAACAAGAAUACGACGAAUCUGGACCAUCCAUUGUUCACCACAAGUGUUUCUAGACGCGUAUUCUUGUUCAAACAUUUCUCUUUUGUUAGUAUUGUGUUGUAUAAGAAAGUUUUUACAUAAAUCUUUGUCUUUUUGAAAAAUUACUCUUUUUUUUUUCUACAGUGAAUCUUAUAGUUUAAAAUACAAAUGAAUCAUUGAUAG
This is a messenger RNA of Spathaspora passalidarum NRRL Y-27907, 1319 nucleotides long. RefSeq names its product actin (gene ACT1). Bases 41 to 1171 code for a protein of 376 amino acids. NCBI's taxonomy places the organism in Eukaryota, Fungi, Ascomycota, Pichiomycetes, Serinales, Debaryomycetaceae. The transcript has 2 exons. The record is from RefSeq and is a predicted model, not a curated record.